ACGAACUUGGGUUGGAAGUGAAUAAGAUGCGUUUAUGACUUGACUUUGACUGUGACCAUGACAAACCUGAGGCUUCCAGAUAUUUGAGGCCUUAAAACAACCCUCGGUUUUCCGGCUCCAACACUCACCCCACACUUGCACCUGCUGUCGCGAAGCUUCACGCGCGUGCCCGUACAGACCUUCCGCAACUUGAAUCGACCUCAACCUCAACGUCAACUUCAACUUCAACUUGCUCGCACCAAAAAUCCACACAACUACUUAGCAUCGCAGCAAUCGAAGUCAAGAUGGUAUCCGCAGAUGUGAGUCUUCUCUUCUUUGGUUGUUCAGCAAUGAUUUACUGUAUUGCGCUGAGUGUAUCAAUAAGCGCAUCAUAGAGACAGUACUGAUACUUUCCACAGAUCAAAAGAACCAUUAAACUGGUCACUGAACAGCAAACCAUGUAAGUCCUGUAUACUACCUCAGCUUCGACGCGCAUACUAAUUGAGUCCUCUACAGCGACAAGCCCUCCGGCAAUGAAGGGUUUCCUAUGAAGGAAUGGAGCAUCAACAUCUACCUACUUGAUGAAGCUGGGAAGGAGAAACCUGCAAGUUGCUUCACUAAAGCCGUCUAUAACCUCCAUCCAUCCUUCAAGAACCCAACUCAAAGUUCGUAUACUCCUUCCACGAUUGGUGCCAUAUCGCAAAGGGGCGGGUUUAGGAUGAGCAAUAGCUAAUGCGAAAUUGUGAAUAGCCUUCCAUUCACCCCCAUUCACCUGCAAAAACGAAGGAUGGGGUGAAUUCGACAUGACCAUCGAUCUCUACGUUAACGAGAAGAGCGGCAAGCACACCAUCCAACACGAUCUCAACUUCGCCAAAAACGUCUACGAAUCCAAGCAUCCGAUUACCUUCAAGAACCCCUCUAGCAGUCUGCUUCAAAUCCUGAAAGAAACGGGGCCCGUGCCUGGCGAGGAGAAUGGCAGAAAGAAGGACUCGGAUAAGAAGCGCAAGAGAACCACGGGGAAUGUAGAUGUGGAGAGAUUGGCGGAGCAGUUGAUUAAGCUUAAUGAGGAGGAACUCUUGCAGGUUGUUCAGAUGAUUCAUGACAAUAAGACGCCGGAGACUUAUACCAAGAAUGAUGUUGAGCGUGGGUUUUUUUCCUUCUCCCCGAGCCCAUUUAUCUAGUCCAUUUCACUUUUACAUUGCUCAAUUCAGGACUAACCUGGUGUUUCAAUACAGAGGGCGAGUUCCAUGUUGAUCUUUAUACACUUCCCGAUAAUCUUAUCAAGAUGCUUUGGGACUACACCAGCGGCCGGACCGCAAACCAUUGAUCGCUUAUGGAAUUGGUCAACGUUCGAUGAAGUUAGCUUACCCACCCACCACACACGUGCCCAGAAUAUCAUUCUCCCAGCAAUGAUAAGGUCAUCUACCAACCAACCAGCUUCCUUUUCUCAGCACCACAAAAAUUGUUAUUAUUUUCGGCGUUUCUCCUCUUCUCUUGCGAAUGGAUCUUACUUGCACAACCGGGAAGAAUUUGUCACAGUCUGGGUCUUUCGCAUCACGUUUGCAUGUGCAUUUGGGCUGGGCUGGACUGGGCUGGGUAAAGCCACAGAAUAUAUGUAUUUUCGUCUGCAAUUUUCACCGCGCCACUUGAGGGGAUCCCGACUUGUAGGUUGGGGAAUUUAUCCCAAUGAUAAAUGGGUGGGCGUCACUUUGGCUUUUGAUGAAUAUGGCAUGGAAUGGGAGGGAAAGGGGGCGCAUGCGCACCUUAUUGCCCUACUUAUUUGUAUUUAAGGGGCACGCACUGGGU
This is a messenger RNA of Hymenoscyphus albidus, 1785 nucleotides long. NCBI's taxonomy places the organism in Eukaryota, Fungi, Ascomycota, Leotiomycetes, Helotiales, Helotiaceae. The record is from the annotation of a GenBank genome assembly.